UCUGCACAAAAAGAUUACUAAACUAAAUCUCCAAAAAGGCCAAGUUGUCAAUAUUUAUCUUUGCGGCCCCACCGUUUAUGACUAUAUCCAUAUUGGUAAUUUACGCUCAGUGCUAAUUUUUGAUGUUUUACAUCGUUUAUUAUUACAUCUAAAUAUUAAAGUUAAUUACGUUCAAAACAUUACUGAUAUUGAUGAUAAAAUAAUUGCUAAAGCCCGAAAAGAAAAAAGGACUGAAAAAUCAAUCAGUGAUUAUUAUACACAAUCCUAUUUUGAUAAUCUGGCUCUUUAUAAUAUUCUUUUACCUACCCAUUCACCACGAGUAACUAAUUACAUUCCCCAGGUUCAAGAGUUUAUUAAAAAUUUGUUGGAAAAAGGCACCGCUUACCAGCAAGCAGGAGAAGUUUUUUUUAGAGUUGGAAAAAGCCAAGAAUACAGUAAACUUUCCGGACAAAACCUCGAAAAAUUAAAGAGCGGGCAGGAAGUAGUCCCAGAAAAUAAAGAAAAUAGCAAGGACUUUGCGCUUUGA
Ambispora leptoticha is the source of this 526-nucleotide messenger RNA. The record is from the annotation of a GenBank genome assembly. NCBI's taxonomy places the organism in Eukaryota, Fungi, Glomeromycota, Glomeromycetes, Archaeosporales, Ambisporaceae.